ACAUAUUGAGAUGUAUACUAAACUUAGAGCGUAAAACUAGCUAUCGGGACAGUGAUUGCAUUAGUUAAGCGUUAAUUCCGAUAUUUUUGUUCAUUGGAACUAACAACCUACAAUGGAUGCAGUGGAAUGGGGCGUCAUUGAGGAAUUUAAAGCUGCCUUCGAAGGGAACAUUCUUAUUUCAAAUAUAGUUUUGAAGACGAUAAAGUCUAGAUGCAGUCUUAAUCCAACGGAAGAAAAGAAAAUUACGAUUAAGAAUUUGGUGAGGAAAACUUUGUUGAGAAUACUUCGCAAUCAAGAAGGAGGCUUUGAUAUUCUAAUGGAAGCUCUUGCAAAAGAGGAAAAGAACAACGAGUAUUUUAUAAACAGAAUGAAAACACGUCUUCAACAAAAGAAAAAGAACAAUAAAAGGCUUAAAAAUACAAAUCAUCACAAUUCCUCAAAUACAGAAGAAAAUGGGGUCUAUACCGAGCUGCUUUUGACAACAGUUACAGGUGUUCCUAACAAUACAAAACCCGUAACUGAAAGUUUAAAAUCGAUUACUGAUCAAGUUGUAAAAAUGAGAAAAGACAUGGAUCCACAGAAUCUUAAGAAUCAAAUGUCGUUAGAGGAAUUGCAUCGUGAAAUAUUAGAAGGUAGAUAAAAGGUUCACAAAGAGAAAAUUGAAAGCCUUAAACGCGAAUCUAAAGAAAAGGACAAAGAAAUACAGAAACUUUCCAACGAAAAGAAAGAACUCCUUGUCACUCAAAAACAGCUCAAAAUUGAAAACAGUCGGCUUCAAAACGAUAAAGAAAAACUUCGAAUUAGGAGGAAGGAAGACUUAAUGAAUAUUGACGCCGAUGUACAUCAACCUAUUGUGCAAACCAUUAUUACUGCGAAGAAUGUUGUUGUUAAUUAAAAUAUCUCUUUAAUAUUGUUGAACCAGUUAAAAGAUUGAUUUUGCAUUUGUCCGUGAGGUAAUCCAUUCUUCGUAGUUCAUUGCAGUUAAUUUAAAUACAUGUAUAUUCCGUUCAUACAGAGAGACUUCCUCGUUUCUGAUAACAUCUUUCUCUAUUGUCAGUCAUGAUUAUCCUUCUGUUUAUUGUACGUAAUGCAUUUAAAUACCAUUCGCGUGUCAAAUGAUUUACAUUUACCAAAUGUUUUGCGUGUAAUUUUGUUCAUGAUGGCGGUAUAAAAUCAUACACACAGUU
Messenger RNA from Ostrea edulis (European flat oyster), 1187 nucleotides. RefSeq lists its product as uncharacterized. The record is from RefSeq and is a predicted model, not a curated record. The transcript has 2 exons. NCBI's taxonomy places the organism in Eukaryota, Metazoa, Mollusca, Bivalvia, Ostreida, Ostreidae. The coding region runs from base 113 to 640 and encodes 175 amino acids.